Staurois parvus is the source of this 337-nucleotide messenger RNA. NCBI's taxonomy places the organism in Eukaryota, Metazoa, Chordata, Amphibia, Anura, Ranidae. The record is from the annotation of a GenBank genome assembly.
CUAAUGGACUGCAGACAUAGUACAGGAGAUGACCAGAGACUGCGGACAGUACAGGGAUGACCAGAGACUGUGGACAGUACAGGAGAUGACUGCUGACCUUUGGGGAGGGGGGGGGAGCGGGUACCUGAAUUUGACAGGUACCCGCUCUUACUACCGCGGAGUUGUUUGAUCUUACCUGUUCCUGUAUCUAGCCGCGCUCUGUCUUCCCGGCUUCUGUAGUGUGGGCGGCUCGGCUUGACAGCCGGGUGCCCAGUGCGCAUGAGCGAGAAGCGCUGCGCUUUGUGAUUGGUCCGGCGGCUUCUGGGACCUGUCAUGUGUCCCAGGUGCCGCCUUACCA